GAGCAACAGAUGUGGCCCACACCCAUUUGAGGGAGAGAGAGAAAAAAAACACAUUACGCAUGGGUCUCCAACUUAACACCACUGUCAACUUAACAGCAAAGCAGUUGCACAAAUUCAUCAAGGAAAGGGAGUUAAUGAGUUCUGGAAUUGCACUGACUGACAUCAUCAUGAAGGCAUCAACCACAGCAGGUCCGGCAAAAACCAUGACAUCGCCAGAAGCCUUCGAACAAGGAAUCAUUGAGGUCGUCACCCGUCUGGUCACACAGAAUUUCACAGAACACUUCACACAACCCUUCAGAGCUGGAGUUCUGACAACAACUUCUGCAGAUAUGACUGAAACAAACUCAGCCGCUUUUUUAGUGGGAGCCGCCCACGUAGAGGAUGGAUCCUUUGAAGCCAUUUUCGGAGGAGUCAUUUUUGCCCUGCUCCUGGCGCUGCUCCUGGCGUUGCUGGUACUGCGCUACAUUGUCAAGCAUAAGGGCACUUACCACACCAACGAGGCCGACUGUGGUGAUUCCGUCGACAAGUUUGGCGGUGACUCUCAAAGCGAGCAGGUUCAACUAGAGAUUUUGGACAAGGAAGAAUAGAAAGAAGGAUACUUCAUUUGAAACAGGAUCUUGUUCCAUUUCUAAACCAGGGCCAAUAUUUUCUAUGGAAUUGGAAAUGCCUAUGAUGGUCAUCUAAUUUCAAGACAUUAU
Messenger RNA from Oncorhynchus gorbuscha (pink salmon), 698 nucleotides. Its product is annotated as cell adhesion molecule 2-like. The coding region runs from base 60 to 587 and encodes 175 amino acids. The record is from RefSeq and is a predicted model, not a curated record. The transcript is spliced from 5 exons. NCBI's taxonomy places the organism in Eukaryota, Metazoa, Chordata, Actinopteri, Salmoniformes, Salmonidae.